This is a messenger RNA of Indicator indicator, 1575 nucleotides long. It is a transcript of the gene RGS7, whose product is annotated as regulator of G protein signaling 7. The record is from RefSeq and is a predicted model, not a curated record. The transcript is spliced from 17 exons. The coding region runs from base 1 to 1575 and encodes 524 amino acids. Lineage: Eukaryota; Metazoa; Chordata; Aves; Piciformes; Indicatoridae. Gene Ontology annotation, biological process: regulation of G protein-coupled receptor signaling pathway; G protein-coupled receptor signaling pathway; intracellular signal transduction.
AUGGCACAAGGAAAUAAUUAUGGGCAAAGCAGCAACGGGGUGGCUGAUGAAUCCCCAAACAUGCUGGUAUACAGAAAGAUGGAAGACGUCAUAGCUCGCAUGCAAGAUGAAAAAAAUGGAAUACCUAUUCGUACAGUCAAAAGUUUUCUUUCCAAGAUCCCCAGUGUCUUUUCUGGUUCAGACAUUGUUCAAUGGUUAACAAAGAACUUAUCUAUAGAAGACCCAGUGGAAGCCCUACACUUGGGAACACUGAUGGCAGCACAUGGCUAUUUCUUUCCAAUCUCAGACCAUGUUCUAACACUAAAGGAUGAUGGCACCUUUUAUCGGUUCCAGACACCCUAUUUUUGGCCAUCAAAUUGUUGGGAGCCGGAAAACACAGACUAUGCUGUAUACCUGUGCAAGCGGACAAUGCAAAACAAAGCAAGGCUAGAGCUAGCAGACUAUGAAGCUGAGAGUUUGGCCAGACUACAGCGAGCAUUUGCUCGGAAAUGGGAGUUUAUUUUUAUGCAAGCUGAAGCACAGGCAAAAGUCGACAAGAAGAGAGACAAGAUAGAGAGGAAGAUUCUUGACAGCCAGGAGCGUGCUUUCUGGGAUGUGCACCGGCCAGUGCCUGGAUGUGUAAACACUACUGAAGUGGAUAUAAAAAAAUCUUCAAGAAUGAGAAAUCCACAUAAAACAAGAAAGUCUGUCUAUGGCUUACAAAAUGACAUUCGAAGUCACAGCCCUACCCACACACCCGUACCAGAGACUAAGCCUCCCACAGAAGAUGAACUACACCAAGAGAUUAAGCACUGGCAAAUGCAACUAGACAGACAUAGAUUAAAAAUGUCUAAAGUUGCAGAGAGUCUAUUAGCUUACACAGAGCAGUAUUUGGAAUAUGAUCCUUUUCUUGUGCCCCCUGAUCCCUCAAACCCUUGGAUAUCAGAUGACACCACUUUCUGGGAACUGGAGGCAAGCAAAGAGCCAGGACAGCAGAGGGUGAAACGAUGGGGGUUUGGCAUGGAUGAAGCUUUAAAAGACCCUGUGGGAAGAGAGCAGUUUCUCAAAUUCCUGGAGUCAGAAUUCAGUUCAGAAAAUUUAAGGUUCUGGUUAGCAGUAGAAGACCUGAAGAAGAGGCCUAUCCGUGAAGUUCCUGCUCGUGUCCAAGAAAUCUGGCAAGAAUUUCUUGCUCCAGGUGCACCCAGCGCUAUCAACCUAGAUUCAAAAAGUUACGACAAAACCACGCAGAAUGUAAAGGAUCCUGGAAGAUACACAUUUGAAGAUGCCCAGGAGCACAUUUACAAAUUGAUGAAAAGUGAUUCUUAUCCUCGUUUUAUACGAUCCAGUGCCUACCAGGAGCUGCUACAGGCCAAGAAAAAGUUGGAAAACACUCUGGAUCGUCGAACAUCUUUUGAGAAAUUCACACGCAAUGUGGCAUUACAGACUCCGAGGGACUCUCUAGCCUUUCGAUGCCUCCAUUUUGAAAACUGUCUGCUCACUUCCUCCUUCAUAUCAAGCUGGAUCUGUGUCUUUUUAUUUUCUGCAAGCUCAAGUACAGUGAAAAACAAAAAGCUUCUGCUAGGCACAAUUUAUUAA